Messenger RNA from Tripterygium wilfordii, 1714 nucleotides. RefSeq lists its product as uncharacterized. The record is from RefSeq and is a predicted model, not a curated record. The transcript has 9 exons. Lineage: Eukaryota; Viridiplantae; Streptophyta; Magnoliopsida; Celastrales; Celastraceae. Bases 293 to 1510 code for a protein of 405 amino acids.
UUUUCUUUUUUGUCCUUCACACUCCCCAACCAAGGAUGUUGUUAAGAACUUGAAAGAGCAGCAGCUUCUAAGCGGUGCGGAGGAGUUAAUAACCAGUAGGAACAAGUCUCUCAUUCCUUCUUCCUCUUAUCAAGUGUCUAUAUAUACACAUAUGACACACCACUUUUGAUUUCGGGGGAUUUCACGUAAUUCGUCGGAUUUCAAGGUAAGAACAAAUUAGGCAUUACUGGAUAUAUACUCCAAAUUGCUAAAGGGAAGGAGGUGACUAAAGUCUGUCAUUCGUUUGAACUCUAUGGCUUACAUUCCUCCUCACAAGCGGCACUCAAAGAUUCUAGAGAAGUCUUCACCAACUCCAGAGUUACUUGUUCCUCGGUUUAAGAGAGACAUAAAGUUGAACCCAGCAAAACCUAAUAUAGAGAGAAGUGGAAAGAUUAUUUAUGCAAAUAAUGCCAUAUCUAGAUGGUUUAUGGUUGGUUCCACUGAGGCUGACCAAUUUCCCGCAUCUGUUCAUCUUGAGCCGGUUUCCUUGGAAGCCUUUGAGCAGAGAACAGGAGGAAAGCCUCUGGCUUUGAUCAACAGUCAUCUGAUGAAAGAAGAGAGUAAUGAUCCAAGGGGGAUAAUUUUGAGACCACCAUGGGCAUCAAUAAGUGGAAAAGUAUUACAAGACCUCUUAUCUACAUUUAAAAUCGUGAAAAACGAAAUGGAUUUUGAUGAGUUGGAAGUGAUAAAGCCGACGUUGGUUGCUAGAUUUGGUAAAGUUCUUUUCCAUGGGAGCCCUUCAGUGAGCCUUGAGAACAUUAAAGAAAUUGAAGCUGCUGAAGCUACUCUUGGACAAUUGAAAAGAACAUUUUACACGAGUGUUUCUACUUCAUAUAUGGAAAAUAUUGUUGAUGUAGUUGUCCCGGAAAUUGGAGUUGACUUUGAAGAUGAGAAGGACAUAUACCAUGUAAAGCUGUCGGAUAGAACAAGAAAAGAUGCAACCAUUUCAUGCAAAUGUAGUGUGACAAAUGAUAAAAGGCUUGAGCUCUAUAAAGUUGAACUCAACCAAAUUCGUAACAUGGUUAUAGAUGUAUCUUGCCUGGAAAAAAAUAUGGACCUGAGGCUAAUGCUCUGUACCAAGAGGAUCUUAACAUCUCUGAUUGACGAUGAAAUGCAUAGCAUUAGAGAUUUGAUCAAUUCUGCUGUUCUAGAUACGGAUGUAAAGGGCGGAUUGAGAUGGCCACUAGGAAAAGCAUCUUCUGGAGAUAGAUACAGUGUCGUUGGGGUUUGGCACACGAUAUCAAAAGCAUACAAAAGUCCGUCUUUGAGGCUCAAGGUAAGAAGUGCAGAUCGAUAUGAUUUCCAAACUUCUAGAGGGGAAUCUACAAACGAGAUUGUACUGAAGUUGAAAGGAAUACUCUCAGAAUUGCAGGAAGACAAGUUGCAAGGCUCGGUCUCUCUCACGCUUGAAGACACCUUAAAGUUGAUAUGGGAUCACUUCCUGAGCGAUGAACAUUCUCCUCUGCCAUGAAAUUCCUAUGUGUAGAUGGUGGUGUACUCACCACUCACUUUAGUGUCGUUACAACAAUGAUAUGAUAUGGGUUACUAAAAACGGCCAUGGCGCCGGUAGACACUGUAUUUACUUGUGGGGUUUUGUUAGUAGUGCUUGUUUUUCAUUUGGCUUGGAAUUAUAAUGAAAGAUUGUUUGUGGAAGAUAAUUAUGAUUGACCUGUAA